Scheffersomyces amazonensis is the source of this 1282-nucleotide messenger RNA. RefSeq lists its product as uncharacterized. Lineage: Eukaryota; Fungi; Ascomycota; Pichiomycetes; Serinales; Debaryomycetaceae. The record is from RefSeq and is a predicted model, not a curated record. Gene Ontology annotation, cellular component: endoplasmic reticulum; endoplasmic reticulum membrane. The transcript has a single exon. The coding region runs from base 163 to 951 and encodes 262 amino acids. Gene Ontology annotation, biological process: 'de novo' protein folding; budding cell apical bud growth.
UACCUCAAAAAACAAAAGUGUAAAUUUUGUUUGCAAAAUUGAAAUUGCUGCAACUCGAAGUAAUAUUAUGCUAGUUGUGGAAAUGGUCAAAAAAGAAGGCAUAAUUAAAUAUCCAGUUAGGUUUUACAAUAUAGAUCAUACAUAUUAUAAGAAUAAGUAAUAAUGAAGAUUAUAAAUUCAGCCUCGAUGGUUCUCUUGGCCUGUAUCUUUAUCGUUUCGAUAAUUGCUAGUCCCACCUAUAAAGAAAAUGCUGACGUUAAGAAAGCCUUGGAAGGCACUUGGCAAAGUUUAAGUCGAAAGGUUUUGACUGGUCCACUGUUUUAUAAUCCAGUAGAUGAAUUGCUCUUAGAACCUAGUUUACCUGGAAUAUCUUAUUCAUUCGACCUAAAUGGGAAUUGGGAGCAAUCUAUCUAUCAAGUGACAUCAAAUCCUCAGGAUCAUUCAUGUCCUACGGCUAGUUUAAUCUGGCAACAUGGAACCUAUGAAUAUGAUCCUAAAACUGGAAAAUUGCACCUUAAACCAAUGAAAGUUGAUGGUAGACAAUUGUUUAGUGAUCCUUGUAAUGAUAAAGGGAUUCUGACAUACAUGAGAUAUUAUCAGCCUGAAACACUUACCUUUGAUGUUAGUAUCGAUAGUUAUUUUGGUGGACAAUUAAAAUUACAAUUGUACGGAUAUAAUGGAGUUAAAAUGCAGCCUUUGUGGUUAACAUAUCGUCCACCUACCAUGUUACCACCUAAAGUUUUGAAUCCUAUUCAUAAGCUGGAUAUCACUCAGAAGUAUAGAAGAUCAGUUGAAUUCUUAACUCAGAAGCUCUACGGCAAUGAUAUAAAUUAUCAAUCAAAUGUUAUGCUUAUAGAACAGGACCAUGUAUGGGAUUAUAUUUUUAAGAUUACUUUGAUAAUUGUGUUCACCUUUUUAAUAUUCGUAAUCAUAAAGUUUUGUAACAAGUAGGAAUUCUUUAUUUUUAGUUAAUAAAUUAUUGAAUUGAAUAGUCGACAGGUAAUUUGGUGAUAUUACAUUUUACAGCAUAUGAAAUUAUUAGAAAUAAAUUAUUUAUUUAAAGAUAUUUGUACAAAGACUCUUGGAUGUUGAAGGGUGCAUAAUAUACAAUAUCAAAAGGUGAUGUAAAUUUUAGUUAAUAAUGUGGAUGAAAUUUAGCCAAAACUAAAAUUCUUAAAAUGAAGUAUCUUUAUAAAAAGUGCCAAAUUUGAGCCAAAUAUUUCCUAUUUAAUUGCAAAUGUGAGAAGUAAACACAUUAUAUUAAAAUUAAACAUAUUAAAUA